Messenger RNA from Helianthus annuus (common sunflower), 4762 nucleotides. RefSeq names its product ARF guanine-nucleotide exchange factor GNOM. Gene Ontology annotation, molecular function: guanyl-nucleotide exchange factor activity. Gene Ontology annotation, biological process: regulation of ARF protein signal transduction. The coding region runs from base 276 to 4562 and encodes 1428 amino acids. Lineage: Eukaryota; Viridiplantae; Streptophyta; Magnoliopsida; Asterales; Asteraceae. The transcript is spliced from 3 exons. The record is from RefSeq and is a predicted model, not a curated record.
ACGAAAAUGCCUCAUUCCAGGAACACGUUCUUCCCCUUUGUGAUCUUGAAUUUCCCCAAAUAAUUUUCCAAAAAAUCAAACAAACAAAGUAUAAGCAACCCGAACGAACGAACGAAGAUCAUCACUCACAAUUUCGUCACCUCUGCUAGUGUGCGAGGUGCACGAAAAUUACUCAUUGAGGAGGAUGCGCAAUCAGGUGGUUAUGAUCUACCAAAAUCGUAUUUUUCUAUAGAUAAAACCUAUUGCUAAAGUCGUCUCGUAAAAAGUUUGAAAAGAUGGGGUGCCUGAAUCAACAGUCAGUUUCCAGAGACACUAAAGAUUGUUCCUGCACACCACCCAGAUCGUCUUCCGCAUUUAUGGUUAAUUCCGAAAUAGGUGCAGUUUUAGCCGUCAUGAGACGAAACGUACGGUGGGGAUUUCACUACACAACGGACGAAGAUCAACUUGACCACCCUCUGAUCAAAUCAUUCAAAGAAAUACGUCGAAAAGUCUUCUCAUGGCAGCACCAGUGGCACGCGAUCAACCCCGUUGUGUAUUUGCAGCCGUUUUUAGACGUCAUUCAAUCAGACGAAACGAGUGCACCGAUAACCGGUGUCGCGUUGUCAUCGAUAUACAAGUUUUUAACGCUUGAAGUUCUUGAUCUGGACAUCGUUAACGUAACUGAUGCGUUGUGUUUGAUAGUUGAUGCCGUGACUAGUUGUCGGUUUGAGGUUACGGAUCCUGCUUCUGAGGAAGUGGUAUUGAUGAAAAUACUUCAAGUUUUGCUGGCUUGUAUGAAGAAUAAAGCGUCGGUUACUUUGAGUAACCAGCAUGUAUGCAACAUAGUGAACACGUGUUUCCAGAUAGUUCAUCAAGCAAGCUCGAAAGGCGAAUUGUUGCAGCGAACAGCUCGACACACGAUGCAUGAGUUGAUUAGAUGUAUUUUUAUGCAUCUGCCUGAUGUUUGUAAUAAUAAUAAUAAUAAUAAUCAAGAUCUUACUCAUGAAGGCAGAUCACAUCUUGUAGAUGAGGUCAGCAUUCCGGACAAUGAUCACGCAUCCGCAAGUAAAACACAGGAUAACGGUUAUACCGGUUCAAAAAUCGAGUCAAUCGGUGGCGGUAUCAGUCUUUCCACCGAGAUUCCCGAAGUUAAAAUGGAUCAUGAAUUCACUGGAGACGUUGGUCAGACUAAAAACCAUCUUGUCGAAGAAUCGUACGGUGUUCCAUGCAUGGUGGAAAUAUUCAACUUCCUUUGUUCCCUUUUGCACGCAGUCGAACAUGUUGGAGUGGGUCCCAGAUCCAACUCUAUAGCAUACGAUGAAGACGUUCCGUUAUUUGCUUUCGGCUUGAUCAACUCAGCCAUCGAGUUAAGCGGGCCCUGUUUGGGCCACCAUCCCGAACUCUUAGCGUUGGUCCAAAACGACUUAUUCCAUAGCUUGAUGCAAUUCGGGUUAUCUCCGAGCCCGUUAAUUCUUUCUACGGUUUGUAGUAUUGUUUUGAAUGUUUAUCAUCUUAUGCGGGUUAAAGUUAAACUCCAGCUCGAAGCGUUUUUCUCCGGUGUUCUUAUGAAGAUUGCGGUUAACAAACACGGAGCUUCGUAUCAACAACAGGAAGUUGCUAUGGAAACGCUCGUCGAUCUUUGCAGGCAGCCGGGUUUUAUUCAUGAAGUUUACGCUAAUUACGAUUGUGACAUUUCGUGUAGCAAUGUUUUUGAAGAUCUUGCGAAUUUGUUAUCUAAAAGCACGAUUCCGGUUAAUACCCCGCUAUCUGCGAUAAACGUUCUUGCUCUAGAAGGAUUAAUCGCGAUGAUUAGUAGUAUGGCCGACACCGUUGGUGACGGUGACAGUGAUCGAACCCCAGUUCUAGAACCCGAUGCUUCCGAUGUUUCCCAUGAGCCGUUUUGGAAUGUGAAAUGUGAAAGUUAUGAAAACCCCGAGUGUUGGGUACCGUAUAUCUGUAAGAUGAAGCGAGUUAAGAAGAAGUUAACGAUUGGGGCCGAUCAGUUUAACGAGGAUCCGAAAAACGGUUUUCGGAGUCUUCAACAAAUGUGUUUGUUGCCGGAAACGCUUGACCCAUUAAGUGUAGCGUGUUUUUUACGAUACACACGUGGGUUAGAUAAGAAUCUUGUCGGAGAUUAUCUUGGGAAUCACGAUAAAUUCUGUGUCGAUGUACUUCAAGAGUUUGCAAAAACGUUCGAUUUUCAAGAAAUGAAUUUGGACAUCGCAUUACGGGUUUUCUUGGAAACGUUUAGAUUACCGGGAGAAUCGCAGAAGAUAUCGAGGGUUGUCGAGGCGUUUUCCGAAAGAUAUUAUGAACAGUCGCCUAAUAUUUUAGCCAAUAAAGAUGCUGCUUUAGUAUUAUCGUAUUCGUUGAUAAUGCUCAACACAGACCAACAUAACUCACAAGUGAAGAAAAAGAUGACAGAAGCCGAUUUUAUCCGUAAUAACCGGCGGAUAAACGGCGGUAAUGAUCUCCCGAAAGAGUAUUUAUCCGAGCUUUACCAUUCGAUUUGCGAAAACGAGAUCCGAUUGACACCAGAACAAGGUGUCGGGUUACCAGUCAUGACCCAUGAUAACUGGAUCGGACUAAUUCACAAAUCGAGAGAAACUGCUCCGUUUAUUGUGUGCGGGUCGGGAGAACGGAUCAACAACGAAAUGUUCGCUAUUUUGUCGGGUCCGACUGUUGCUGCUCUAUCUGUGGUUCUGGAUCCCGUAGAUCAAGAAGACGUGUUGCAAACGUGUAUCGACGGGUUCCUAAACGUUGCUAAGAUUGCGGGAUGUUAUCAUCGUACCGAUGUUCUUGACGGGUUGUUGGUUUCUCUCUCUAAGUUUACAAGACUCUUGCUUCCGAUGUCUAUCGAAGACUGUGUUCUCGCUUUCGGUAACGAUACGAAAGCGCGUAAAGCAACCGUAGCGGUUUUCACCAUAGCGAAUACGUACGGUGACUAUAUACAUUCGGGCUGGCGAAACAUUCUCGAUUGCAUUUUAAGCUUACGUAAAUUAGGUCUUCUUCCUGAUCGUUUAGCGCGUGAUGCGGUUGAAGACUUGGAAUCAAACUCCGAGCCCGACUCAGGACGAUCUCCGUUGGUCUCCCCGGUCAAACCCGCAUUACCCCCGGUCCGGAAAUCGUCUGGGCUGAUGGGCCGGUUCAGCGAGUUUUUGUAUUACGAUACCGAAAAACCCGCACCGCAACCUUCUGAAGAACAGGUCGAAGCUCGGAAACGGGCCACGGAAACCGUUAACGAUUGUCGUAUCGAUAGCGUGUUUACCGAGAGUAAAUUUCUUCAAUCCGAGUCUCUUUUGAGUCUUUCGCGGGCCUUGAUUUUAGCUUCUCACGAAGAUGAAAACGGUGCCGUUUUUUGUUUGGAGUUGCUAAUUACGAUCACGUUAAAUAACCGAGAUCGAAUUAUGCUUCUGUGGCAAAAUGUUUACGAGUACAUAGCUAAUAUCGUUCAGUCAGCUGUGAUGCCAAGUACGUUAGUUGAAAAAGCGGUUUUUGGGCUCAUUAGAAUUUGUAGACGGUUAGUUCCGUAUAAAGAAGACCUAACCGAGGACCUUCUUAAGUCGCUCCAACUUAUUUUGAAACUCGAUGCGCGGGUGGCGGAUGCGUACUGCGAACACAUCACACGGGAAAUUAUGCGUCUUGUUAAAGCAAACGCGGGUCAGAUAAAGUCUCAUACAGGUUGGCGUACCAUCACUUCUCUCCUCUCGAUAACCGCUCGACAUCCGGAAGCUUCCGAGCCCGGAUUCGAGACUCUCGAGUUCAUCAUGCUGGAGGGGGCCCACUUGUUACUGGCUAACUUUGUGCUAUGUGUCAAUGCGGCUCGUCAGUUUUCGGAGUCGCGGGUUGGAGAUGUUGCACGGUCGUUAAAGUCUUUGGAUUUGAUGGCGGGUUCGGCGGUUUGUUUGGUUAAGUGGUCUCGUGAAGCGGUUGAGGAAGAACGCGAAACCGCGGUUCAGCUUUAUAAAGAUAUUGGCGAGAUGUGGGUCCGUCUGGUUCAAGGUUUAAGGAAAGUGUGCGUAGACCCGAGAGAAGAAAUCCGGAACCAUGCGGUUUUGAUGCUUCAACGAUGCCUAACGGGUUUAGACGGGAUUCGUUUUGAAGACGACACGUGGUUACAGUGUUUUGAUUCGGUAAUAUUCCCAUUACAGAACGAUUUGUUCGAAAUUGUUGAAGAAAGAUCAGCCAAAGAAUAUCGAAACAUGGAAGGUACACUUGUUUUAUCGUUGAAACUCUUGUCGAAAGCGUUUUUACACUCGUUACCGCGUAUUUCCCGUGUGGCGUCGUUUAGUAAAGUAUGGGCCGGUGUUUUAAGCGCUAUGGAACGUUACACGAAGGUUAAGUUCAGAGGGAAAAGAAGCGGGAAAAUCCACGAGUUAGUCCCUGAGCUCCUCAAGAACAAUUUGCUUGUAAUGAAAUCAAGCGGAAUACUUUCACCAAGCGGUUCAGACGGUAUCUGGGAGCAGACUUGGUUACAUGUUAAAACCAUUGCACCUUCAGUGCAGUCGGAGGUGUUCCCUGAUGAUGAACCACAGACCACGGCUGCUGGUGUGGUUCCUGCGGUUAACGUAUCGGUUUCGUGAGGUGGGUCUGGUGACCAAAUUUUGAUGGGCGGAAUGAGGAAAGAGUUAUAGUUGAGCAGGUUUUCAUAUAUUUGUAUACUUUUAGUAUGUGUAAUUUCAUGGACACGUGUUUUUGUUUGACUUUGACUUUGACAUUUGUUGACUUUUGGUCCAUCAAAACACAUAUAUAGUCUCCUCAAAAAUCUUAUUGACAGAUCAUA